Molecule: messenger RNA, 2835 nt
Organism: Penaeus monodon (black tiger shrimp)
Lineage: Eukaryota; Metazoa; Arthropoda; Malacostraca; Decapoda; Penaeidae
Product: metalloreductase STEAP3-like
Exons: 10
Coding region: 273-1667 (464 amino acids)
Biological process (GO): copper ion import
Cellular component (GO): plasma membrane; endosome
Molecular function (GO): cupric reductase (NADH) activity; ferric-chelate reductase (NADPH) activity
Source: RefSeq, a predicted model, not a curated record
GUUGAGCAAGGGCGAUAGCCAGCCGCGUUAUCACAGCACACCUCCGAUAACGCCAACACGGCAACACACGCAGCGUUAUCAUCCCUGCCACGGUAUGGUACGGCAGCUGAUGACAGUAUUAAUGUGGUUACCAGCCAAGAUUUCUCCUCAGUGGAAGGUCAGGCUCUGGGUGGCAGGCAGAAGGAGGGAGAGAGGAGAGAGGAACACAACUGGGGAAGUUUUGAGAUUUUUUUGGACGCAACUGACGUUAAACAGAGGCCCCCACAAAUAGUAUGGAGAUGACCUCAGCCACUCGCUUCAGACCGGAAAAUUCGGCCUCAUCUCCAACACCAGAUCUCCAUCAUGCCGUGACCUCGGAUGACCCCUUUCGCGACCUGGAAAGGAAGAAGGUCGUGAUCCUGGGGAGCGGGGACAUGAGUCUGGCCUUGUCCCUGGCCAUGAGGAGAGCGGGGAUGCAGCCCGUGGUGGGGAGCAGGACGCCGGAGAGUGCGAGGAUUCGCCUAAGAUCAACGGGGGUGCAGGUGAAGACCCUGGCGGAGGCGCUGAAGGAGGGAGAGGUGGUCCUAGUGGCCAUCCCUGCGGAACACCACGACUCUCUCCCUCGACACCUGCUCGCCGGGAAGAUCGUGGUCGACGUCAGCAACAGACCCCCUGGCAGCUCCCGACAGCCCGAGAGCGUAGCGGAGCGCCUGCAGGAGUGCCUUCCGGAGAGCCACGUCGUCAAGGCCUUCAACACGCUGUCCGCCUUCGCCCUCCAGCAGGGGGACGUCAGGGGCAGCAAGGAGGUCCCUAUUAGCAGCGACAACGACCGAGCCAUCCGCCUUGUGUCUGACCUCGUGCGAAAUAUGGGUUUACACCCCGUAGACUUCGGCGCGCUGAGGACGGCUCGUGAAAUCGAAGAAAUCCCGUUUUCUUUCUUCCGGGAAUGGAAAGUGGCCGGUUCGGUGGCCGUUCUCGUUUUCUUUUUGUUCUAUCUGCUUUUGUUCAUGAGGAGACAAAUAUGCCCGAAUCUGGACAGUACGGACUGGAAUUGGAAUCGAUUCCAGACAUUCCCGUUAAAGAAUGGAAUGCUGGCCUUCGCUCUUUCGGGAACCGCCAUGUUGCUGCUCUGCUAUGUGCCAGGCACCAUAGCGGGUUACCUGCAGCUGUACAGAGGCACUAAGUACUCCGCCUUUCCCAGCUGGCUCGAUAGAUGGCUUAAGUCUCGGAAACAGAUGGGCUUGCUGGCGCUCCUCAUGGGAUCCAUGCACGGUUGUAUGGCUGUCUUCACUCAAAUGGACGAAGGAAUGGCUGAACCCGCUCUUUGGUCUCAGCAGCUCUUCCUUGCUCUCGGCAUAGUCCUACUAGGAGUCCUGGCAGUGCUAGGCAUCUCCUCGCUUCCCUCAGUCACCGCAGGACUCACCUGGAGGGAAUUCAGCUUCCUACAGCGUUAUUUAGGAUGGCUUUCGGUCCUCCUCGUCACCGGUCACGCCUUCUUCAAGGGAUACAAGAAGUUGUUGGUACCGCGUUUCGAGUGCGCUGUUCUGCCGUCCGAAACACAGAUUAUCGUCUUCCUGUGCUUCCUCACCAUUCUGCUCAAAGUGCCUCUCCUCAUACCCUGUGUCCACUCGCGUCUCAUGAAGGUCCGCCGGGGGUACGAGAGGAUGCCCAACGGGUCGCCGGCUUAAUGGGGCUGUAACAUAGAGCCUCCUAACCUAACCUAACCUAACCUAGCCCUGUUGUGUGGCAUGGUAUCCUUUGAAGAAAGGGAAGGGUUAAGAAGGCCUUGUUAUCUUGUCUCUUGUUGAAUUGUGUGUGUUGUAUAAGCUCAGCAGUCUAACUAGAGAGAGUUAACUGUGGAAUCAUAGUUUUUUUUACGUGAUAUGGAACAGUCUGACUGUAGAAAGUUAACUGUAAUCUCAAAAUGAUAUCUGGCGUUUUCUAUGGCAUGAAGCAGUCUGACUGUAGAGUUAACUGUAUGUGUGACGUAAGAUUUUAAGCACUUUAAUGUUUUGUACGUGAUAUGAUACAGUCUGACUGUAGAGAGUUAACUGUAAGUGAAAUCAUAAUCAUGAUCUGUGAUAGCAGUGUAACUGUAGAUAGUUAACUGCAACUUCGAAAGCAUUUUCCAUAUAAUCUCAUAGGCCAGUCUCACUACAGGAAGUGAACUGUAAUCUGAAUUCUUUAUAUAACUUGUGCAGUCUAACUACACGUAUUAACUGCACACAAUGUAAAAUAGGGAUCUCUUAUUAGCAGUUGAGUUUGUGCAACAGCUAACUGCUCGUACAAAGUAGUUUAAGGUUUGAACCGUAUGCAUGUUGACAAAUGUAGAAAAGGUAUGAAGGAGAAUGAAUAUCUUCACAAUACAAGAGACUGUAUUUGACCGGUUUCGAUUAUAUAUCUUCUUCAGAAAUAAAUGUAUUUCGAAACAGUUCAAAUACAUCUCUUGUAUUGUGAAGAUAUUCAUUCUCAUUCAUACAUUUUGUACACACAGUCUAAGGUUUAUUUGGUAUUGUACAGAAGAAAAAUAUGGCCUUUAUAUGUUUUUUUAUGUGUAUGAUAUAAAGAGGUUGCUUUAUCAACAGCAUAUGAACUAUAUAUACAUGAUAAAAAAAUAUCCUUUAACUUAACAUAUUAUAAAUUCUUGUUUGUGUCAAGUAAUAUAAAUAUACAGUUUAUAUGCGUACAUCUUAUGAAACGCUCAAACAUUAUCCGCAUAACGAAAAAACAGUACUUAUUGCAGUUAUAUAAUAUUGUUUAAGUUAAAUUUUUAUGUCAAGUUUAUUUCAUUUAAGAAAUUGAAACAUGUUACUGUACUGUACACACGUAUUAUAAUACACUUUUGCACAGCAGAUA